Messenger RNA from Ambispora leptoticha, 1617 nucleotides. NCBI's taxonomy places the organism in Eukaryota, Fungi, Glomeromycota, Glomeromycetes, Archaeosporales, Ambisporaceae. The record is from the annotation of a GenBank genome assembly.
AUGGCUGAAGACAGAGCUGAAGCGCUUGCCACCUUGAAGGCAAUGUUCCCAAACAUUGACUAUCUUGAAGAAGUAUUAGACGCGCAUGGUGGUGCCUUAGAACCAGCUCUUAAUACUUUAUUAGAAAUAUCUGAUCCUAAUUAUAAAAGUCAAGACAGUAUAGUACCCGUCCAAACAGAAAGUGGUAUCGUGACGUCAACAUCACGAGAACAACUACUACGUGACGAAGAAUUGGCACGUACUUUGGCAGCAGAGGCUGAUAGGGCUGCUGGAUAUGGAACAACUCAUAUCUCUAGGAAUGCACAAAAUCGUCCUGUCAACACUCAACAAAAUUCCGAUUUUAGUUUCUCAGACGAAUUGCCUGUAAUCAAAGAAAAAAUUGUAAACGUUGCUGACACCACAAAAAAGAAAGUAAAAGAAUGGUAUGAACGUCUCAAGCAGCAGACCCGUCCUGAAACCGAUGAAAGCACCACCAACAACCCAAAAUAUACAAAUUUACCUCAUAAUGAAAUGGAUAAUGGCCGUUGGGAAGAUGACUAUCUUCCUGUUUCUCAAUCAAAUAGCUCUCGACAAUCUGGGAUACGACAGAUACCUAGAAAUUCCGCGUCACAAUCGCCCACCACCACUCCUACAAUUGAUGGACCAAUAAAAAUUAUACGACAUGAUUCUGAUUUAUCAAAUACACAGGACAAUUCAUUAGAAACAUCCCCAUAUAUAAUCUCAGAUAUAGAUGAUGCAGAUCCGGAACGAAUGAUUUCUCCUAAAAAAAUACCUUCUCCACGACGGUAUGAAGUGGCUAGAGCCUCUAGUGCAGAGGUUUAUCGCCUCUCCACCUUUGAUAAAGAGGAACUCGCCAAACUCUCUAACGAUGAAUUGACUAGCUUAUUCACAUAUUUCACUAAAAAUCCUAAUGAACUUAAUGAUGUGGCGUUAUCCCUCAAAAACAGCGUAGACGAUAACGAUAAGAUCAAAUACCUAGUAUGUUUUUUCAUAGAUAUUCAAACGAUUGAAUCUCCAUUUUUUAAAUCGGACGACUCUGAAGGCUCACCAAGAAUAAAACGCGUUCUUCGAAUACAUCUAACCGAGAGGAUUUUGGCCGACAUCAAGAAAGUUCUGAUAUCGGCACCACCAUUUUCGGGAAAAACAGCGUUAGCGCAAUUAUUAGGAAUGGUCUUCAAGGAAAACGGUCUUAAAGUUAUUGGCAUCUCCUUUGCUGGAUAUAUUGUAGCAAUGGCGUGGACUGAUAUAAUUGCAGAUUCUAAUAAUUUAUUGAUCGCUGAUGAUGCUUACAACAUAUAUCACGUAGAGCAACUUUGUGGUGUCCUUGCAACAUCUACAUAUGGUAUUCAAGCAAGCCGAUUGGGCAACAUGGCCUCCCCAAGAAAUGUUCAAAAGACGAUCAUAAGAAGUUGGUGUUGUCACAGAUGCAAUAUGGAAGCAAUGCAGAGUCAUACAGGUUUAUGCCGUUUAGCAUUGGAAGAACUUACAAGGGCUUCUAAAGAUUGGGUAGGAGGCGUUGAAUUAGAAGCAUCACAGUUUAUUUCAGAAGAACGCUUACAAAGCAAUUGGAAAAUUUUCGAGCAUUUGCAAAUAUAUCAAAUUUGGAAAAAUUUGUAA